Messenger RNA from Pediculus humanus corporis (human body louse), 1344 nucleotides. Its product is annotated as Vitellogenic carboxypeptidase, putative. The record is from RefSeq and is a predicted model, not a curated record. Gene Ontology annotation, biological process: proteolysis. Lineage: Eukaryota; Metazoa; Arthropoda; Insecta; Psocodea; Pediculidae. Gene Ontology annotation, molecular function: serine-type carboxypeptidase activity. The coding region runs from base 1 to 1344 and encodes 447 amino acids. The transcript has 3 exons.
AUGUUUUGGAUAACCUUUUUCGCGUCUUGUUUUCUCGUAAACGGUUUAAACCAUAAUUAUGGUAUAAGAAAUUUUUUCGCCGUCGAAGAAGAACCGCCUCUAAUUCUAUCACCUUUGAUAUCCGAAGGAAAAAUAAAAGAAGCACAAAAUAAAGCUGCCGUUACGAAUUUGAUGCCCGACGACGUUAAGAGUUUUUCCGGGUUUUUAACGGUGGAUUCGACAUGUCAAUCAAACAUGUUUUUUUGGUUUUUUCCAUCUCAAAAUAACGCAUCCUCCGAUCCGGUGGUCGUGUGGUUAAACGGUGGACCGGGAUCCUCAUCGAUGUUGGGUCUCCUCACGGAAAACGGACCCUACCGAUUAACCGUUGAUGGAAAUUUAACGAAAAAUAAAUAUUCGUGGAAUCGAAACAGUUCCGUUAUUUACGUCGACAAUCCUGUCGGAGCGGGUUUCAGUUUUACCAAAAAUUCUACCUGCUACAGCAAAAACGAAGUGCAAGUUGCUGAUAAUUUUUUAAAAUUUUUAAAAGAAUUUUUCCGUUUAUUUCCUUUAUUGAAAAACAAUAAAUUUUUUCUCACCGGAGAAUCGUACGCUGGAAAAUACAUACCGGCCAUAGCUUUUGCUCUUUUCAAUGGUAAAACGGAUUUGCAUUUGGAUGGUAUAUCCAUCGGAAACGGUUUAAUAGAUCCUAUAAAUCAACUUCAUUAUGCCGAACAUUUUUAUCAACUUGGAUUAACAGAGGAUAAAAUAAAAUUUGAAAUGGAAAAAGCGGAAAACGAAAUCAAAGAAUUGAUAAAAGCUGGAAAUUAUUCAGGUGCCGCAACAAAACGAACGGAAAUGAUAAAUGUUAUUUUUGGAAAAAAUGCUGGAUAUACAAAUUUUUAUAAUUAUUUGUUUGCACACGGUGCACCUAAAGGAAACGUACGAAAAUUUUUAAAUAAAAAACACGUGAGAACGGCCAUUCACGUCGGAAACGUCCCUUUUGCUAAUUCAACACUUGUUAGCACCAUUUUAUAUAAUGAAAUAAUGGAAUCCGUUCGUCCCUGGUUAGAAUUUGUCAUUGAUAAAUGCAGAGUUUGGUUAUAUUAUGGACAAAUGGAUUUAAGGGAUUCAUAUGUAGCAAGUAGAGAUUUCAUUUCCGAUCUCAAAUGGAGCGGAACAAAAAAUUUUAAAAAAGCUAAAAGACAAAUUUGGAAAGUUGAGCAAGACGUAGCAGGAUACGUAAGAUCUUACGGUAAUCUAACGGAAAUAAUGGUGCGUAAUGCCGGUCAUUUUGUGCCAAUGGAUCAACCAAAAUGGGCUCUAGACAUGUUUAAUAGAUUUAUUUUUAAUGUUACCUUUUCUUGA